Aptenodytes forsteri (emperor penguin) is the source of this 744-nucleotide messenger RNA. RefSeq names its product G protein-coupled receptor 88 (gene GPR88). The record is from RefSeq and is a predicted model, not a curated record. Gene Ontology annotation, cellular component: membrane. The coding region runs from base 1 to 744 and encodes 247 amino acids. Gene Ontology annotation, biological process: G protein-coupled receptor signaling pathway. Gene Ontology annotation, molecular function: G protein-coupled receptor activity. The transcript has 2 exons. NCBI's taxonomy places the organism in Eukaryota, Metazoa, Chordata, Aves, Sphenisciformes, Spheniscidae.
AUGCCCAACGCCUCUUCCUGGAGUGCUAGCUCGCCUCUGCUGCUGCUCUGGGAGGACUCCUCCGGGACCCGCAUCUUCCUGUCGCUGCUCUACGCAGUCUUAGCUAUCUCAGGGACUUUAUCCAAUGUAAUGGUCAUCUAUUUAGUCUUCUCCUUCAAGAAGCUGCAGACAACCAGUAACGCCUUCAUUGUGAACGGCUGUGCGGCAGACCUAAGCGUGUGUGCCCUGUGGAUGCCCCAGGAGGCUGUGCUGGGGCUGCUGCCUCCCAACUCCUCCUCCCUUCGCUCGGCAGAGUACCGGCUGCUCCGAGGGGGGCUCCUCAGCCUCGGCCUCACCGUCUCCCUGGCCUCUCACCUGCUGGUGGCCUUCAACAGGUACGUGCUUAUCACCAAGCUGCCCAGCGUGUACCAGGCCCUCUACCAGCGGAGGCACACGGGCUGCAUGAUCGGGCUCUCCUGGGCCCUCGCCCUGCUCCUGGUCCCGCUGCUGCCUGGGCUCUGGACCCCGCGCUCUGCCCAGCAGCCGCCCCCGCGGCAGACGGACGGCAGCUCUCGCUACACCGCCCUGCUCCUCGCCCUGGCCGUGCUGGGCCAGACCGCGCUGCUGCUCCACUGCUACCUCGGCAUCGUGCGGCGAGUGCGGGGCAGCGCCAACAUAGUUGUAAAAAGCCGUCGAGCUGCUUUGUGGAAUCAGGUAGCUACAAUAAUAUGGGCCUCCACCAAAACUGGACAAUCAUUGCCCUAA